AUGCGUUCAAGAGCCCGUGGCAGCAGCAGCGGCGGUGAGGGGGGGGAUCGCGCGGUGGGGUUUUUAGAGGCGUGGCGGAUUCCUGGCGUGGCGCCGUUUGCUCUCUGCCUGUUCUUUGCCAAGCUGGUCGCCUACACGUUCCUCUACUGGCUGCCAUUCUUCAUCAGCCGAACGGAAAUCGAGGGUCGGUACCUCUCUGACGCGCAAUCCGGCAUCAUGUCUACAGUCUUCGACGUGGGCGGCGUGGUGGGCGGCAUUCUCGCCGGCCAUCUCGCCGACCAAACCGCCGCCCGCGCCACCGUUUCGGCAUCUUUCCUCCUCCUCGCCGCCCCGGCUCUAGCUGCCUAUUUCCUCCUAGGAGGCGUCUCCCUGUGGGUGAAUAUCCUCCUUUUAAGCCUCUCCGGUGUGCUGGUUAACGGCCCUUACGCGCUCAUCACUUGCGCAGUGUCUGCCGAUCUUGGGCAGCAUAAAAGUUUGCAAGGGAAUGCCCGAGCGUUGGCUACAGUAACUGCGAUCAUUGACGGGACGGGAUCAGUUGGAGCAGCAUUGGGGCCGUUUAUAACAGGGUUUAUAUCGCAAUUAGGAGGAGGAGGAGGAGGAGGAGGAGGAGGAGGAGGGAUAGGAGGAGGGGGGUUGAGUGGGUGGGGUGCUGUUUUUGUGAUGCUUGGAGUGUCUCUAGUAGCGGCUGUAUUGUGUAUUGGAGGGUUGGUUGUGGAGGAGGUUAGGGGGAUGGUGGAGGGGAGACGAGGGUCGGCGGCAGGGCGGCAAGGUUUGGAACAAGCAGCUUUGGAAAGAAGACCACUGCGAUUAGAAGAAGGUAAGAACAUAUAG
Closterium sp. NIES-65 is the source of this 831-nucleotide messenger RNA. The record is from the annotation of a GenBank genome assembly. NCBI's taxonomy places the organism in Eukaryota, Viridiplantae, Streptophyta, Zygnematophyceae, Desmidiales, Closteriaceae.